GGUCGAAAGCAGAGCACCUCGGUUUCUUCAUUUCUUUUUUUUUAACUGUCACUUUGAUCUCUCUUCUGCAGACAAUUGUAUUGAACCGCCAGCAUUUGCAAAAUGGCGCUGUCAGAUUAUACCAUCAUUGACAGCUUUGUUGUAGACGGGCUACUCAAUCAAAGAGUGCAAUUUCUUGUGCCAUUGGAUCACAAAAACCCAUCCAACGGCGAGAACAUCACCAUCUGUGCGAACAUCACUCAGAAGUUCAAAAGCAAAAUCCACAAGAACCACUCGGAAUCCAUAGUUUUUCCCACUGAGCGCAAAUUAUUGGCCUACCUCCAAGGCGGGCCUGGGUUCCCAUGCGCAGUGCCCGUAUCCAACUCAAGCUAUACCAGGGUGCUCGUAGAUGAAGGAUACCAGCUAGUGUUUUACGACCAGAGAGGCACUGGACUCAGCUCGCCAAUCGAGACAGACCUGUUGAUUGGAAAAAUGUCUUCCGUGCAAAAUCGGAACUUGUCACGCACAGAAAACCUUCUUCUGUAUGUGCUCCACUUCAGAGCCGACUCAAUUGUCGAGGACAUGGAGUACGUUCGCCGCGUGUUGAUCGGCAACGCCAAAUGGUCAUUGUUGGGCCAGUCUUUCGGCGGCUUUUGCAGCUUCACCUACUUGUCUCGAUACCCACAGUCGCUAGAAGAGGUCUAUGUAACCGGAGGCGUGCCCCCUAUUGGAUUCACUGCUGACGAUGUCUACCGCCAAACGUACGAGCGCACAAAGGAGCGGAACGCCCACUACUACCAAAAAUACCCGCAAGACGUGGUACGUGUCAGACACAUUGCCGCUUAUUUGCACGAGAACCGCGUCAAGUUGCCAAGUGGCGGAACGCUCUCUGUGGAACGAUUCCAGCAGUUGGGAAUCCGGUUUGGUGCCGCAGGAGGCACCGAUGGGCUCCACGCGAUCAUCACAGAGAUGUGGGCUGCCCUUGAAAAUAGUGGAAAACCAACCUACGCGGUCUUGCACAGGAUUGAAAAAGACACGUCUUUCGACACCAACGUGCUAUACGCUUUGUUCCAAGAGGCCAUAUACUGCGAUGGGUCCAACAAGUCUGGAUCCCAGAAAUCAGCAUGGGCAGCAGAUAGGCUUCGAUACGCGCCCGGCAACGAGAACUUUGUUGCCAAUGAAGAUAUACUUGAGACGAAUCGUCCGAUAUACUUCACUGGAGAAAUGGUGUACAAGUCAAUGUACGAAGACUACAAAGAGCUCGUUCCACUCAAGGAGCUAGCCCACGCGUUGCACGAGAAUGAAGUUUGGUCCGACUUGUACAACGUGGAAGUCUUGCAGAAAAUACAGUGGGAAGACGUACCAAUAGUGGCAGCAACAUACUACUACGAUCAGUACGUUGACUUUGACCUCACGAUGCGCGUCAAAAAGCAGGUCUUCCAGAAUAACGGCAACUACAACUUGAGGCAGUACAUCACCAGCGAAUUUUUCCACAACGGGCUUCGUGCAAACCCAGCAAAAGUUUUAGGUUCCAUGUUUCAGUUGCGCAAACGCGAGAUUGAUUGAGCCAAAGGCACCCACAAAUUCAGUCGAAAGGAAUUAAC
This is a messenger RNA of Metschnikowia bicuspidata var. bicuspidata NRRL YB-4993, 1583 nucleotides long. RefSeq lists its product as uncharacterized. Lineage: Eukaryota; Fungi; Ascomycota; Pichiomycetes; Serinales; Metschnikowiaceae. The transcript has a single exon. Bases 103 to 1545 code for a protein of 480 amino acids. Gene Ontology annotation, biological process: proteolysis. The record is from RefSeq and is a predicted model, not a curated record. Gene Ontology annotation, molecular function: peptidase activity.